AAACAAGAACAACAAACAGCACAUUUUCAAUUUAGUUUCACUUUUGUUUUUGUGGUGUGCUUUUAUAAUUGAAGCAAUUCUCUUUAAAACAUGAGAAUUAUUGCAAACAGUAAUGUCUGCAAGGCUUUGAAAUGAGAAAUCAGAUUAUCACUACUCUACUCACUAAGCCACAGUUCCUCAAACUGUUAACUUAUUCCAUAUAAUAACAUUUGAAAUACUCUGCUUUUUAAUACAUUGCUGCAGUGUAGUCGUGUUUUUUCCAAAAAUAAAAAAAAUACAGACUUUGACCAUUUAUUUCAAUUUUUUUUUAUACAUAAUGUAACAUUUACCCAGUUCAAUAAAUACACAAAACAAUACACAAAAAGGUUGAAGAAUCUUUUAUCUCAGUUGAUAGGAGCCUCUUAUGGCCCCAAAUCGUGAGUUGUCAAUAUCUGUUCCCUCAAGCUUUCAAAAGUUCUUCUCAUUUUUUUUGUCAGACAAGAUCUGAACUACGGCUACCCCAUUUCAGAAUUUGUUUUUGAUGCACUCUUUGACCGACUAUGAUACUGAAAACAAAUGUUGCUUAGCAGAUACCCGCAGGCUGGGGUUGAAACUGACUGUUGUUUGGCGCCGUUUAUGUUUUCACUGACGGCAACGAAAACCCAGUUUUGUCAGAAAAUAACCCAUGAUUCACGAUUCGUACAGAGGGCAUUGUGUUCUUUUGAACAUGGCCAUCAUUAUGUCCAUGUCAAAGUCUCCUUAUGAAAUUUUGUUGCAAAGUUACAGAUCUGUUUCGGACCACAACACAUUCCCAGAAAGAUACUGGGGGCAAUUUCAGCAGGUCUGGAUGUUUUUUAUAUUUGCAAAUAAUAAAUGGCUCAUUUCACAGUUCAUACACGUGGAGAGAGCAGGAUGUUGUUGUCACAUGUAUCAGAUUCAUACAGUUACGUCACUUUUGCUGUCAGCUAUUUGGCAGCUUUCCUGAUAACUGCCAUCUCAACUGUUUUUUGCUUGUUUGUUUUGAAGACAUUAAAGUUUUAGUAAUGUACCUGUUGUUAAUCAUUUCUUCCAAUAUCAAUCACUCUUUUCUGUGACAUAUUAUAUUUUGACAAACAUGUGGAGUAUUUGCCUUUAAAACACAUAAACGUGAGAGGAUCUUAUUUUAUCCAGUGAGGGAACAGGAACUUCCCCUCCCGAUGGUUCCCACAAAAUUGGGAGUUUCGUAUUGUCCAAGAUGUUUUAGUAAGUCCAAGAAUUAAGAAAGUAAGAAAACACUGAAAGCAAGGUCUAUGAGCAGUUGAAAAGAAAAGUAAAGAGUUCAAUCCACCCUGAACCAAGCUUCCCUGCUAAAUGCAGAGUCAUGUCUACUUCACUGGACAUUCAGAGGAACGAUUCCUCACUCCACAAAAUAAAACCUCUCCAUGUCUUUACAGUCCUGUGAUCACAUGUUUUACUCCAGUGGGUUCAGUGGUUUGACUGGGCUUGGUGAAGUAAGGCUCCAGCUCUCCAACUCAACGUUCUUGAGCUAAUGUGAGGUUUGGAGGUCUGUAGCUAUCAACUCCUCAGAAAGUAUCCGACUUCUAGCCACUCUGCACUUCAGCAUCCUCAACAGCAGAACAUACAGAAGCAAAGACAUUUCAUUAAAGGAUUAAUUGCACAGGUGGAGUCCAAUGCAUUGUAGAAAUGGUUUGCAUGCUGAGGUGUUGGAUUUUAUACAUCUGUGAUCAUGAAAGUGAUUGAGCAACAGCAUUUCACAAUAUAUCGUAUGCAAUAAUGCUUUAGAUUUCUCCAACCGAUAGGGUUGCACAAUGAGAUGCUUUUGCUCUUCUGUAACCUUCCUGCAAACAAUGGCUUUGAUGAGCAAAUCCUUGGAAAACCCCAAUAAAACAUAUAUUUUACUUCUCAUUCAUCCGUUUUUUUUUUUUUUUCUAUAAUUGAUGAGUUAUGCGAGCCUGUGGCUACUAAACUGAAACACGAUGUUUUACCCAGCUACUUAACGGGUGUUCGCAAUUACGCAACUGCACCUUUUCAUGUCGUGUCUCUUUUCAGACGUUUUUAAUUAACUUGCUUCACCCGUACGUCAAAUUACAAGAGGUAAAAUCACAUGCCGUGGUCUAAUUUUUUACAUCACAAAAAAACAGGCAUUUUAACAGGGUUGUGUACAAUUUCGCCUUGCCUUAUCACCUUUAUCACAACUGAUGCAUCACAUGUCCAUAUCCUACCCUACCCCAUAUUUUCCAGUAAAUUACAAUGACAUAAGGAACCAGAACUUCAAAAACCACAGGAUGUGUGUGGGUUCCAAAAAGCUGAGUCAGUGUCUCAAUACCAAGAAAACUGUCGUGCUCAAAGUUUUGAGUGCUGAUUAACCUCGCAGGGUCACACUCAGGUUUGAGCCAAAGGGGGAAGAGGUAGGAGGGGAAAAGACCCAUGCAAGACCAGACAGGAUUCAUGACGGAAGCUGACUACUUAAAUGAGAUCUGCAAAAGGGAUGUGCUUUCAUUCAUUGCCACUGGAGGACAACCAGAAGUUGAAAAACAAAGUUCAUUUUUCAAGAUGUGCGUCCCUCUGGCCCUGUUGUUCGUCUCUCUAAUGGCAGCUCCUGAGUGCUCAAGUCUUCCAACAAAGACCGACUCCAUCAGAAGCAACAUACACAACAUAGUAAACAUUGCUCAGAUAACUCUGGUCCACAUAGACAAACUAAACAAUAAGACGCCCCUACAGGUAGAGGUCUCCACUCCUCCCAUGAACGGAUUAACUGAUAUCAGCCUCUACCUCGGGCAUUUAGAUGACGAGCUGCAGAGCCCCUUCACGAAUCGGCUGAGUCAGAUUCAAGCUGACGUUUCCAGCCUGGACUCCAGGGUGCGCUCUCUCGCCUUAAUGUUGGACUGCCCCAUCCAGGACAAACCGAGUGUGGAGCCCAGGGACCUUUUGUUCCCUGACAGCCAGCACUAUGUGACGCUGGCGAAGGUGCAGCACUACCUGGAGAACCUCCCUUCAAAUGAGGAGAAACUUAAGGUUUGCUGACGAACACACAUGGAUUUCAAAUGCAAUAUGAUGCAAUGAUGUCAAUAGUGGUGCCUAAAAAUGUUUUUUUUUUAUUUGAAAAUACAGUAUAUAUAUUUUAUAUUUUAUAUGAAUAGAUGUUUUUUUACAGA
Messenger RNA from Poecilia reticulata (guppy), 3134 nucleotides. It is a transcript of the gene lepb, whose product is annotated as leptin b. The record is from RefSeq and is a predicted model, not a curated record. Lineage: Eukaryota; Metazoa; Chordata; Actinopteri; Cyprinodontiformes; Poeciliidae.